Messenger RNA from Fulmarus glacialis (Northern fulmar), 1432 nucleotides. It is a transcript of the gene CTNS, whose product is annotated as cystinosin, lysosomal cystine transporter. Gene Ontology annotation, cellular component: lysosomal membrane. The coding region runs from base 1 to 1140 and encodes 379 amino acids. The record is from RefSeq and is a predicted model, not a curated record. Lineage: Eukaryota; Metazoa; Chordata; Aves; Procellariiformes; Procellariidae. Gene Ontology annotation, molecular function: L-cystine transmembrane transporter activity. Gene Ontology annotation, biological process: L-cystine transport. The transcript has 10 exons.
AUGAGGAUGCAAUACCUGCUCCCCACUCUGCUGUACCUCUGGCUUGUGCUGCUGGGGCCUGGCGGUGAGUGUUUGGCCAUGCCAGCUUGGGCCCACAGAGAUGGAGUCAUUGUAUUGUCUGUCCCUGAAGUGGUUUCAUUAGAAAGUGGAAGUUCAACAAACGUCACUAUCUCUCUGAGGGCUCCAUUAAAUGAGACACUGGUGAUAACUCUUAAUAUUACACACUCAUCAAAACACAGCACCAUUGUUGAACUGCCUGAUGAAGUACAAUUGCCUGCAGGUCACACUAAAGCAGACUUCCAAGUGAAAGCAGAUGAUGUUGGACAAGUAACAGUUUAUCUUUAUACCAUUAAUUCCAACUUAACUGGACCUAGGAUCCAAUUUCAAGUGAUUCAUAGCAUCAUAGUGAGAUACGCUGAUGAGGUGAUUGGCUGGAUCUAUUUCCUCGCCUGGUCUAUCUCCUUUUAUCCUCAACUCUUUGAGAACUGGCGACGAAAAAGUGUGGUUGGACUAAGCUUUGACUUUAUAGCAUUAAACCUUACUGGCUUUAUAGCAUACAGUGUGUUUAAUGUUGGACUUUUCUGGAUUCCCUUGAUUAAGGAGGAAUUCUUAGUCAGUUAUCCCAGUGGGGUGAACCCUGUGGCUAUCAAUGAUGUUUUCUUCAGUCUCCACGCAGUAGCUCUAACCCUCCUCACCGUAAUUCAGUGCUGCAUCUACGAGAGAGCAAGUCAGAAAGUAUCCAAAGUUGUUGUUGGACUACUGGCACUCGCAUGGAUAUUCACAUUUACAACACUGUUUCUUGCUGCAGCUGAGGAAAUGACGUGGCUACAGUUCUUAUUCUGCUUCUCUUACAUUAAGUUAGCAGUCACACUGAUAAAAUAUUUUCCACAGGCAUACAUGAAUUUCCGUCGGAAGAGUACUGAGGGAUGGAGUAUUGGAAAUGUAUUACUAGACUUCACUGGUGGCAGCUUCAGCCUUCUCCAGAUGUUUUUGCAGUCAUACAACAAUGAUCAGUGGAAGUUAAUCUUUGGAGAUCCAACCAAGUUUGGCCUGGGUGUCUUCUCCAUCAUCUUUGAUGUUGUUUUUAUGGUCCAGCACUACUGCCUUUAUAGGAGACGAGGGUAUGAACCUUGUGAAUAACAUCACUCAUGAAGACAAAAACUUUAACUGGAACUUGCCCCUACCCUGGCUAAGGGCUUUCAAGAUUCCUACUGCCAAUUACCAGAAAUACUGAUUCUGUUUGAUCCUCUCUGGUAUGGAAUACAAGCUGUUGCCUUGCCAAAUGCUGAUUGCCAGAUGCCUUAAAGGACAGCAAGCUAUCUAGCCACCACUUGCAAAUGGAAGAUUCAUGCCUGUUGAAGCUGCAAAGACAGAUUAGCGUGAGCUGUCCAAGCAACAUGUGGCUCUUUUUCCAUUAACAACAGGAAAGAGA